This is a messenger RNA of Trematosphaeria pertusa, 1982 nucleotides long. RefSeq lists its product as uncharacterized. The transcript has 2 exons. Lineage: Eukaryota; Fungi; Ascomycota; Dothideomycetes; Pleosporales; Trematosphaeriaceae. Bases 149 to 1864 code for a protein of 571 amino acids. The record is from RefSeq and is a predicted model, not a curated record.
CCUCGUGAGCUCUCACGCCUUGAACAUCCUCUCAAGUCCUGUCAGGAGGUCCCACCUUUUGCCCGCCAUACAGGUCUAGCCUAGCCACCUUGUCAGACCUGACUUGCCUCCGCUUCGGCCCUCGUCGGCGUCAGCCUCCACUAUCAGCAUGGCGACCGGCGUCGAGGCCGCAGGCCUCGUCCUAGGCUCUAUUCCUCUGAUUCUCGCAGGACUAGAGUUCUACGGGAAAGGUAUCGCUGUGACCAGACGCUAUCUUCGGUAUCGAGAGGGCCUCAAGAGCGUCGCCACCGAGCUUAGCGCUGAACACGCCAAGUACAAGAACACCAUCAACCUACUCCUGAUAGGUGUCGUGAAGCCACAGGAGCUGGCUGAGUUUCUGGCGGAUCCAUGCGGUGCUCGUUGGAAGGAAGAGAAGUUUGAGCGGAACUUGAAGCGCCGGCUCGGCACUAGUUACGACUCCUACAUGGGAACUAUCUGUGAGUUGAGGAGAACGGCGGAGGCGUUCAAGCAGAAGCUGAAAUUGGACUCUUCGGGGAAGCCCCAAUUUACCGACGAGCAGACGUUCAAGAAGUACUAUAAACGACUGGAGUUUAGCCUCCGAAAGAGUGACUACGACGACUUGAUGGCUUCGCUGCGUCGCGCGAACUCCUCGCUCGAUCAAUUGACCACCCAAUGCCGCUCGCUCGAGACGCUGCAGGCCUCAUCUAAGCCAGACCACCAGUCGGUUCCAAAUUUUAAAGUGAUCAACGACCGUGCCCAGGGCUUCCACUCAGCUCUGGCUACUAGCUGGAACUGCCCCUGUCACGCGAACCACAGCGUUAGCCUUCGCCUUGAGCCUCGCAUGGAGGAUGUCCAGAGCAAGGACGACGCCGAUGAGGGUGAGGAGUCAAUGCGAGAUCCUUUCCACGUGGUUUUCCGCUACAGCCACGAUAUCCUCGCGAAGUCUGGCGGUUCCGCUGCGACCAGGAACCCCUGGGCGUGGGAGGAGGCUGAUGUACGGAUCACUAUCGAGCGCAAAAGCCAGAUAGCGACCGCAUCAGCUACGGGCAGUGUCGGCUGCGGAAAGACAGUGCGCUUUGAAAGCCACGCAAAGAGCGCCGUUAAAGCAGCUCUAGACGUCACUCCAAACUUGCAGCCAAUCCAGGACCUCUGUGCUGCGAUUGGCACCUUGCAGAAACCACAACGGGAUGUAUGCCUAUCUCUUUUGGCGAACGAGUAUGCCAAGCAGAAAUAUGGCAUACUCAUUUAUCCAUCGAAAGAGCCGCCCGCGGAUACCGAUGCGUGGUCGAUAUCUUCGCUUCGAAGCGUGUUAGAAGAUUCAGGUUUUGCUCGUCGCCAUCGUCUUAAGUUAGCUGUAACCCUCUCCUCUAGCGUGCUACAGCUGCAUGAGACGCCGUGGCUUGAUGAGAAUUGGGGAAAAGACGAUAUACUUUUCAUCAAACGUUCGGGAAAGACCGCGUAUGACCAUCCGUUCGUCUCUCAGGGUUUCGAUCAUGGCCAGCGCUCGUCCCAUACCGCCCCUACAUCGAUGCGCAGCAUAAUUCGAAAUCAGACCCUCUACGCGUUAGGUGUCUGUCUUAUCGAGCUUUGGUACGGCAAGCCUAUGUCUGGCCUCCAUAUGCCGGGGGAUGGCCCGUCAGACGAUCCGAUGACAGAGUGGAGAAUGGCUGAUCGGCUCGUCGAAGAACUCUACGACGAGGCUGGAGAUUGGUAUGGCGAUGCGGUUCGGCGCUGCAUUCGUUGUAAUUUCGACCGACGUGGCAGUAGCUUGGACGACGUGGGUUUUCAGAAAGAUGUCUACCAAGGGGUCGUAACUCAGCUCAAGGAAAACGUCGAUUCCAUGUUCAAACCCAUAGGGGAAUGAAUCCCUUCAGGAUACAGCGACCUAAUUCGCUGUUUCUAGCCCAGGGUGCCAAGUGUUUCGACUCUGUAUCGUACAAAAGUCAACCAUGCUUUCCUAUCAGCAGCCAGAUGCAUUGAGG